ACAUGGCCCUGCGUAACCGCAGCAGGUACUGUCUGCAGUCCCUCACACGGCAGAACCAGACUGUGAUAGGGGGCUGUGUCAGCACCAUGGAGACUGUCUAUGUCAACUACACCAACAACAUGAGCGACGACGUGGCAGAGGAGAUCUUUUGCAGCGAGUACGAGAUGUUCCUGAAAUGCGUCACGGCAGUCCUGAACACAGUGAAGCCCUGCCAUGACACAUCAGUAGAAACCGUCAUCGGUUCUGCCUACACGAACUACUCUCUCACGGCCAACUAUGAAUGUGGCGUCAGGGACAGGGAUUCCCGGAGUGGUCAGCCCUCCUUCCUGAGACAGAAUUGUCUCAGCCUGUGGAUGAACAUGACCUCUGUAGUACUGUGCCUCAUCUUGGUCAUGAGGCAGAGCCUUUAGAUUGCAUGUUAACGUUAGGUCAGUCAGUUGAUCCUGUUGCAACCAAUUUCCGGUUGUUGUUGUAGCAGGUCUUAACCAAUUAGUGAUUCUGAAGUUGGCUUCACACUAAAAGCGCUGCUCAUAUGUUACACAAAAUUUACUUGCCAUUAAAAUUGUCAGUUUACUUUUAUAGAAUAUAACAAUCCAUAGCAAAUGUAUGCUCAGGUUACGGGCUUACGCGAGAAAAAUAGGAUAUUUGCGUCAUUCAAUAAUGGUUAAUGGAUAAUUGUUGUUACUUGUAUGUAUAUAUAUAUAUAUAUAUAUAUAGGGAGAGAGAGAGCAAACUAGUGUGUUCUCAUGAUGAGUGUUUUGUUGGUACAUUAUGUAUUUCCGGUGCCAGCUUAAAUCUAGUGAUAAUGGCAUAUAUUAGUCAUAAAAAGGGACCAUACUUUAUACUGUUUUGUAUACAUAUUCAGAAGAAGGUCAAACAUAUUUUAGAUCACAUUUGAUUUAACGCUUUUGCUGUAAAACGGAAGAGUUUAAGUUACGUUUUUUAAACCAUUAUGAACUAGGUAAAUUGAAAGAGAAAGAAAACAUACAUUGCUAGUAUUUGAGAACUUUUGUUCUUAUAAAGCCAUUGAUGAAUACAUAGCUUGAAAGGAAAAUACAAACGUAGGUAGUAUGUUCGGUUUCCUCUUUUUUUAUUCAUACAUCAUAUUGAGAACUUAGAUUAGGUGUUUUGUUGCAAUUGGUAUGUAUGUUUAACGUUAACGUUA
Messenger RNA from Branchiostoma floridae (Florida lancelet), 1165 nucleotides. RefSeq lists its product as uncharacterized. The transcript has 3 exons. Lineage: Eukaryota; Metazoa; Chordata; Leptocardii; Amphioxiformes; Branchiostomatidae. Bases 3 to 410 code for a protein of 135 amino acids. The record is from RefSeq and is a predicted model, not a curated record.